CAGAGACGAGACAGGCACAGACUCCCCGCUAUACGAGUGCUCACGGUGCUAGUUAGAAGGACAGGAGCCGGGAGGAGAGGAGACCGAUGGCGAGCAGCGUGGGGGGAGAUGCCGGGGAAGGGGAGUGGCUCAAGGUCGCCGAGCUGAGGGCCAUGGCGGGAGCCCAGGACCCGCAUGUCAAGGAGGUGGACAACCUGACGCUCCGGAGGUUCCUGCGCGCGCGUGGCCACGACGUGGGCAAGGCCUCGGCGAUGCUGCUCAAGUUCAUGGCGUGGAGGCGGGAGGCCGUGCCGGGGGGCGUCGGCGCCGUCAUGCCGGCGGAGCUGGUGCGGGCGGAGCCGUCGCGCGAGUUGGCCUCCAUGGGCGGGGUCGACCGCGCAGGCCGCCCCGUCCUGCUCGCCUUCCCGGCCAAGCACUUCUCCGCCAACCGGGACAUGGCCGGCUUCAAGCGGCUCGUUGUGUACCUGCUGGACAGUGUCUGCUCGAGGAUCCCACGGGGGCAGGACAAGUUCAUCGUCGUGGUGGACCUCAAGGGGUGGGGGUACGCCAACUGCGACGUGCGCGCGUACGUGGCGGCCAUCGAGAUCAUGCAGAGCUACUACCCGGAGCGGCUGGGCAAGGCGCUCAUGGUCCACGUGCCCUACAUCUUCAUGAAGGCCUGGAAGAUGGUGUACCCCUUCAUCGACGCGAACACCAGGGACAAGUUCGUGUUCGUGGACAACAAGAGCCUGGAGGGGGCGCUGCGGCGGGAGAUGGACGAGAGCCAGGUGCCGGAGAUGUACGGCGGGAAGCUGCCCGUUGCCCCCCUCACCGACGACUAGGUAGCACCGAAACAAACAGGACAGGGUCUCUUGUAUGUUAGAUGUAAUUGGGGGAGAGAGCUCGCACUGUUACCGUCUUUAUGGUAAGGUAUUUUUUGACAGAAAGCAUUCCUUUCAGCGGUGCGAUAUGGUAAGGGAUUAAUGGCAUU
This is a messenger RNA of Triticum aestivum (bread wheat), 970 nucleotides long. Its product is annotated as phosphatidylinositol transfer protein 3. The transcript has 3 exons. NCBI's taxonomy places the organism in Eukaryota, Viridiplantae, Streptophyta, Magnoliopsida, Poales, Poaceae. Bases 87 to 821 code for a protein of 244 amino acids. The record is from RefSeq and is a predicted model, not a curated record.